Arabidopsis lyrata subsp. lyrata is the source of this 1414-nucleotide messenger RNA. Its product is annotated as MLP-like protein 31. Gene Ontology annotation, biological process: defense response. The transcript has 2 exons. Bases 782 to 1261 code for a protein of 159 amino acids. NCBI's taxonomy places the organism in Eukaryota, Viridiplantae, Streptophyta, Magnoliopsida, Brassicales, Brassicaceae. The record is from RefSeq and is a predicted model, not a curated record.
UUUAUCAAUUAAAAUUAUGAAAUAACGUGUAUUCCUUUACAAAAUUUAUGAUCUGCUAGAGUUGACAAAAAAGGAUAUGAUAUUUUAGGAAUUAUAUAGAAAUAUAAAAUACCCAAUAAAUAAUACAUGUAUUUAAAAGUUUUAUUCAACAAAGUAAGAACUUUUCAAGAAGCUUAUCAACAAAAAACAACUAUUAGCGGAAAGAAUAAAAUGACUCGUGUAGUUGAAUAUUUGAAUAUUUAAAUCUCAUCAUUUUUUUAAUAUGGAUUCAAUGAUCAUUCACAUCCAAGCUAUACCAAUCAAAGGUUUAUCUUUAAACUACUCUUCAAAACUCCGUAUCAUUUAAAAAAAAAAAUGGUGUUAAAGAAAACUCCGUAUCUAUCCAGAAAUAGCGAAGGGAUACAUACUCUUUAUGAACCCAUUGGUUCUGGUUUUGAAACCCUAACACAUGAUUUGAUAUUACUACUAAUUAUCUUCUUACUGCUUUCCCACUAAUGCUAUACUCCCCCAAAAUCUUUUGUUUGACACGAGCUACGAACUAUAUUUAAAAUAUCAAUUAAUUCAGGCUUAUCAGUUAGCGGCAGGUGGAUAAAGGUGAUCACAUAGGAAAAAGAACAAAUCAAAAUAUUAUUAAUAUAACACAAAUAAAUAAAAUUCAGUCUUAUUCACGGUUUACACAUUCCUCUAUUUAAAGGAGGCAAAAGAGCUCAGAAGGGAAUCCAUUCACUCUCAAAAACUCGAAACACUUAGAGACAUUAAUUACAAAUCAGCGGUACAAAGAAUGGCGGAAGAGGCAUCUAGUUUGGUCGGGAUCAUUGAAACAACUGUAGAGCUAAAAUCUUCGGUGGAGAAGUUCCAUGACCUGCUUGUCGGGAGACCGCACCAUAUGUCCAAUGCAACUCCAUCCAACAUUCAGAGCGCUGAGCUGCAAGAAGGCGAAAUGGGCCAAGUUGGCGCCGUCAUCCUCUGGAAUUACGUUCAUGAUGGCGAGGCAAAGGUGGCGAAACAAAGGAUCGAGUCACUGGAUCCGGAUCACAAUCGGGUCACGUAUAAGGUGGUAGAGGGUGAUUUAUUGAAAGAGUACACGAGUUUCGUGACGACCUUCCAAGUGACCCCUAAAGAAGGAGAACCUGGAAGUGUUGCACAUUGGCACUUUGAGUAUGAGAAAAUCAACGAAGAGGUGGCUCACCCUGAAACUCUCCUCCAGUUAGCUGUUGAAGUCUCUAAAGAGAUGGAUGAACAUCUCUUAUCCGAGGAAUAGAGAGGAAGAAUCCUCAUAUGUAUCUAUUCUAUAUAUAUAUAUAUAUAUGUGUGUGCGCGACGUCUUAGGCACGUAAGCCGUACGUGUCCGAGCCAGUGCCGGCUCAACAGUAUUAUAGGCCCUAGGCAAAAAAAAAUUUUGGCCCUUAGAAUU